Molecule: messenger RNA, 345 nt
Organism: Cladophialophora yegresii CBS 114405
Lineage: Eukaryota; Fungi; Ascomycota; Eurotiomycetes; Chaetothyriales; Herpotrichiellaceae
Exons: 1
Biological process (GO): melanin metabolic process
Molecular function (GO): scytalone dehydratase activity
Source: RefSeq, a predicted model, not a curated record
CAGCUCGAUUACACGGAGUCGUUCGGGAAAAAGUUCGAUGAUAUUCCCAAAGCCGAUUUCAUGAAGAUGACAGUGAGACCUGAUAAUCUGGGAGGCUUACUUGAUUGCAUUCAUGUGAUUGGAACCUCAAAGUUUGAAAAACAUUCGGACGACAAGGCGGAUGGACAUCAUCAAGUCUACGUCACCUAUAGGCGCUGGACAGACAUGGACAAGAAGGUAGUCGAGGCUGAGGGUGAGGGACUUCUUAUUAUGACUCACCACUAUUCCAAGAUCAACGGAGAGUGGAAACUGAGUGGAACCACGCCACAUGGACGGCUUGGAGAUCUCAAACUCGACAAGGUCUUU